AAGACAACUCUCACGAAUGGAGAGUAUGAAAUCUCGUUUAAUCUCGUUUAACCGAGAUUUUCGAGUUGACAACUGCUCCAUGCCGAAGUUGAAAUAGAAUGGCUGAGGGUUUGGAUGAAGGAAGAUAUGGUGGCACUCUACCUCAACAUGGCCGCCAUUCCUCUACUACAGGAUCCAGUCAGCCUGGCUCUGAAAUACCUAGAGCCUCAGAAUCAUGGACACCAUUUAGUGGCAUGCCUUCUAGUCCUGUUUCCCCAACUGGUCUAUUUUCUUGGGAAUCUUUUAAUUCUUCAGCGCCUAAUUCCUUUGGUAAUGGGCAAAUCCCUCAUUAUUAUUCUAAUUAUUCCAAUUUUGGACUCCCUAAUAUACAUCACAGUGCCUCAGAUAACUCAGGAUUUAAUAUAAAUGAUGAUAAUUCAACUUGUAGGCCAACAAAUGUUAAUUCUCCCAUUCAAAGGCCUAUAUUUAAUCAGUUUAGAGAAGAAGGUUAUGAGAUGUAUGCAGAAGCCAUAAAGCAAUUACAGCAAGAGUCGCCUGGUGCAUCGUAUGGCCAUUUUGCUACAACUAGUCCGACUGACUUAUUGACUCAAUCUACAUGUGUUCCUGAACCUCCGAUUGACACAAAAGAUUCAAUUAAGCCAACUUAUUCUGACAUAGCCAAGUCAUUGAAGUCCAAGCCUAUGCAAAAAGGAAAGGAUGACUUGGAGAUAUAUUUACCCAAGUCCAAAUCCCCAACAGAACCUUCAUCUAAAACUCAAAAGUCACAUAUUAAGCGGUCAGCUAAUAUUGCCAGAAGCCAUUUAACACAGGGUCGUACAACAACAAAUGAUGGUAAUUUUGGUAGUGUAGUUUCCCCCGACUCUAAAUAUGGGUUGGAUCACUUUGAAGAAGUGGAUUCAGGAUCUCGUAGUGACAGAUCAAGUAUUUUAGGAGGUAGUAAUGAAAGUCUGUCCUAUCGCAGUCGACAGGGGAGUACUAGUAGUCUGAGCAGUGGCACCAGUGGUAUUGAAGAAAUACAUUUAACAAAAACAUUCAGCAACCCAACUGUGACACUAAAAGAAGCAGAAUUGAAACUUCCAGAUUUUAAAGACGACACAAAUCACAAAGCAGAGGUUAAAGAGAAAUCAACAACUUCUUCCAAAGAGAAGAGUGAGAAAUUUUUUGAUCCCAGAAGAAUUUUUCAAUCACAGAGCAAGGACACAUAUAAAAAGAAAUCGGACAGUAAAGUGAAUGAAAAACUUAAAUGCCCAGAUACUAAUACGGUUUUGAAUAAUGGGAAACCCACCACUAUCAACAAACCACCUUCAGUUGCCCACAAAAAAGCUGAUUACAUCAACAAUGAUCUUCGUGAUCCACGGAAAAGAACUAACCAGAAUACGGCCAGUAGUCAAGAUUCUGAUAAGAAGUCAUCUGGUGAUUGUUACAUACAAAAUGGAACAUCAGACAAGUUAAAAGGGCAUGGUAAUCAACGAAGAGAUGCUCAAAAUAUACGUCCGAAGAAGUCCACUCCAAAUUUUGAUUGGGAGGCCAUAGAUGAAUAUGUAAAUAAUGUAGCAGAAAAGAUAAAAAAUGGUGUUAAAUAUGUUUUUUCUUUGCUGUUUACGUUGCUACUACAUGUACUAGGAGUUUUGAUGUAUAUUGUUUUCUGGUGUGUUCAUAUUAUUGGUGUGGUUGGCGUUAAAGUAUGGAAUUGGUGUAGUUGUAAAUUCUUCUCUAAUAAGUUUUCAUAUAACCAGAAACCAGCUGAAACCAUUAAGCGUAAAAUAGGAUUAGAAGAAAAUAUAGAUUUGCCCAGUACCGGAGAGGAAGCCAUGAAGCGAUUAUUAUCAUGCAAGGGAAAAGACCCAUACAGUAUUUUAGGUUUAAGAGCUGAUGCUAGUGAUGAAGAUGUAAAGAAGUAUUAUCGUAAACAGGCUGUUUUAGUACAUCCCGACAAGAAUCAAGAACUAGGUGCAGAAGAAUCUUUUAAGAUAUUAGGUCAUGCUUUUGAAAUGAUAGGUGAACCGACAAAGCGAUUACAGUUUGAUGCUAAAACUAAGGAAGAAACGGAUGCAGAAUCAGCUAUGAGAGAAUUUGCUGAUUUACUCACAAAACUACAAGAAAAAAUUCAAGAGGCUGCUAAUUUAAUGCGUUGUGAUAAUUGUGGAGGUAAACAUAAAAGAAUACCUAUUAACCGCCCCUGGUAUAGUGCUAGAUUCUGUGACAAGUGUAAUAUAAACCAUUCAGCUAAAGAGGGUGAUGUGUGGGCAGAGACUUCAAUGUUAGGAUUUUUAUGGCAUUAUUAUGCUAUAAUGGAUGGAAAUGUUUAUGAUAUAACUGAAUGGGUUGCAUGUCACAAAGAUUUUUUCAAACAUAUGCAGGCCAAUGCCCACCCCAUUUUAUAUAGAAUAGCUACAGAUGGAAAUAGAAAUCACAGAAGUCAAGGACAAUCAAGGGAAGCUGAAUUAGAAGAUUUUAUAAGUCAACUAUUUAACAAAGCAAAUAUGACCGAGGGUGGUGGCGCCUCAACACCUUGGCAACAACAAAAGUCUCAAUCUGCACCUUCAUCACAAUGGAACCCAAAUUCUGGGGGAGGCAAAAAAUCUCGUAAGAAGAAGAAACGACAUUAAUAUCAGGCAUGGUGUUAAAGGUCUUUGUUUAAUGGAAAACUGAAUACAACGGUUCUAUUCACCCUUUAAUACAGUCAAUUUACGUACAUGGAUGUUAACAUUUCAGCUGUAUUGUAAAGUUUCUGAAUUAUAUACUUAUGGUUAAUGGGAAUCCUGGCAUUGCUGUUGAACUGAUUAUUUGAUAAAUGUUGUAAUUUGGUGCAAUGACAAUUUACCAUAAAUCUGUAUUUCUAGUUCAGUAAAUGUUGAUUUUGUCCCCCCCCCCCCCAUUUCGAAGAAAGCAGGAGACUACUAAAAUGGGUUUGUCCCUCUGUCUGUCUGGUCAAGACUUUUGAACAUAACAACUCUGCUUUUAAUUUAAGUAGAAUGUUUACACUUGAUGUAGAUGUUCAUUAGGUGAAUGUCUUGACUGAGUUCAAUGAUUAACAUUUCAAGCUAAAGCUAAGCAAUUUUAAUUGAUCGAUGCUUUGAGACAAGACAACUUUGAUUCUAUCUGAUAGAGAGUGAUGAAACUUAGUGUAUAGUUGAUAAUCAGUUUUAUUGCUUGAUACUUUUGAAAAAAUAAAUGUGCGAUUAAUUAAUAUGUGUCAUCUAUUUAUUUUGGGAUUUCGGUGGGGGACAUCAGCCUCACUGUUGGCUUGUUUUUUUAUAAUUCAAGUAUGUUCUAAAACUCCCUAUAAAAAUACUCCACUUAUCAGGGCUCUUUACCAUGAAUUUACAUCUAAGUUUCACAAAAAGUGAGUACACUCCCCUCGUUACCAUUUGACCUAAUCUUUUUUUUAAAAAUUUAAAUUUAUUUGUAGAUUCAUUCUGUAAUAGGUUUACACUUUUUUCUUAAUGGCUGGUUAUAUCUAUUGAAAUAUUGCCAGAUUACUUAAAUUUUACCAUAUUAUGUAGUGGUAGUAGGUUAGUGCUACAAUUUUGUCUUUCUUGGACAUAUGUGACCAUUUUUGGCUUUUUUAAGAGACACGGGAGUCAAAAAAAUCAAAACAUAGCUAUGCUGACAUUUAGCUUGUAUAUUCAAAGAUUUUUAAAUUGGUAUGCCAUAUAUACAUUUAUCAUUAAAAAUGUCUGAGAUAUUUAGCAAUCAAAAACAGUAAAUUCAGUACAUUUCUGAUUAGUUUAGUGUGUCUCUUUUAUGAUCAGACCUGGUCACAUAUGUGAUGUAUGCACUCCUUUAAGUUUAGCUAAAGACCUAGUUUAUUGAAAUUUUAAGUCAAUUUGAAUUAUAAAUUUUUAAUAUUCUACUUACUAUAGAUAACUACACAACUUUAAAUAACAAUAUUUUCGAACCAUAGAUAAUGCUAAAAAUUAAAAUAAUAAUUUAACUGAAUUAAGUGUACCACAUACAAUAUUGAAAAUAUGUGUUCAUGAUUUGAUUAAAUAAAAUGUCCUGUCUAUAUGUCUCAGAUUCAGUGAUUAAUUGGCUUCUACAAUGUUGACAGACAUUUAGACUUGAUAUUUUAACAACUGAUGUGUAACUAAAUCAAGCCCUUUAUGUAAGCCAUAGUGUGUUCUAUGAAAUAUAACAUGUUGCUAUGUUAUCCAUGUUACAUGUUAUGUAUUACUAGUCAAGUUAAAUAAGACAUAUUCUUAAUCCAGGUUGUCAAAAAUUGUCUUAAAUACAUGGAAAAACUGCUUGAAAAUAUAGCGAAAUGAGUAAUAUUUAUCUUAGAUGGUCAUUUUUUGGAUGUUGUCAUAAAAUCUUAUAAAUAGUUGAUUGUUAAAACUUGAAAUUGUAGUGUACUAUUGUUAAAAAAAUAUAUAAUCAUGAGCUUUAUAAUAUAUGUUGAAAUCAAUACUGAUUACUAAUAAAAACUUCUAUAAAUAUUAUUUUUAUGAACAAAAAUUAGGACAAAAUUUUCAUUUUCUUUUCCUUGACAUUAAAUUAUCAUACAUAUAUUUUUGUUCUUUAGUAGUUCAAAAUUAAGCUAUCUGAUGUGUAACAAAGCUAUUUGGUGUGUAACACAUUAAAGUCAAGAACAUGUUAGCUAACAACAAUCCUGGUAGAUGUAUUAAAGAUUUUUUAUAGAAUAAAUCCUAAACUGGAUUGGUUUUGUAUUAUAGGUCAGUGUCAACCAAGCCAAUUACCUCAAAUGGUAUGCAUCCAUCCAAAAUAAGAAAACUGCAUUUUGCAUGGAGUUGCUGCUAAACUAAUAUUCACUUUAAUGCUAGAUAAUAAUAAGUAGAAACAUGGUUUCUGUUUUUGAAGUGAUACAGAAUUGCUUAUGGAUACUUGUGCCUUGAUGGAAAUUUACCUUUAAUAUUUUGAAACACGAGAAGGGUGCUUAGAAGAAACUAGACAGUAAUCCAACAAUAUAUCAUGAUAUAUGAAAUUGGAAUGGCACCUACUUUAAUUGAUCUGGCUUUGACUAAAUAUUCCUGAAGCAAUGGAUACUGCAUUAUCAGCUCAUACAAUUGCUGCAGGAAUACUCUUAAUAUCAGUUUUAAACCAAAAUUAUGGUUUUGUUGUUAUUUAAUUGCAUUAUAAUGAAGACAUUGGUAUAAAACAUUGCUUUUUUCAUUUCAUAUUUUAGUUUUGCAUAAUUUUUAAUUAUACGCCCACAUUGAAAUGUGGUCGUAUAUUGUCGUGAAUGCUCUAAAGGCUAAAGUAUCCAAUUGACUUAUUUAUACACAGUGUUUAAGGUCAUGAGACGGAGAACCCUAUUGAUUUUCAACAAUUUCUGAUAAUUACUGCCAGAGUUAUGGCCCUCGAUCACUUUGAAAAAUCUUGUGGAUGCAUUAUAGACCAUAGUUAUCAUCUAAUUGAUUUUAUAUUUAUAUACUGUGUUUACGCCUAUAUAUAAUCGUUUUGAUUGACUUUAGAGUUUAAGGUCUUGAGAGGAACAAGUAUAUUGAUUUUCAAUAACAUGAAUAGCUAAAUCCAUGAUAUUAGAUGUUUUGUAUACUAAACUUUAGCAUGGGCCAAACAAAUUCUAAUGAUUUUCUGAUAAUUACUUAAUGAGUUGUUACUCUUAAUCAGAUUUUAGUGUAUUAUAAAUGUUUUAUUACCGAAGAAGUAAAAAUAUGUGACAACUCUUGUUGACUGCCCGGACGAUUUAGCUGAUGUGGGCGUAUGUUUCGUUGCCUGGCAACCUGUCUUUAAAAAUAGAAUUAUAUACACUGAAAUGAGGAAUUCUAUCAAGUUUGCUUUUUUUGUGCCAGGAGCUAUUAUUUAUUGUGUAUUUGUUGUGGAUGGUUUUUAAAAAAAAAGGCCAUUCCUUUAUUAUAAUAACUAGUUUUAGUUGUUUAAUAUUUUUUUAAAUGCCAAAAAUAUAUGAUGUAUUAAUAAUAACAAUACAUUUUAUUAUGUAUGUACAAUAACAUGUAAAUACUGUAAAGUUAAUAAAUUUUUUCCAACUCGG
Patella vulgata (common limpet) is the source of this 5974-nucleotide messenger RNA. Its product is annotated as dnaJ homolog dnj-5. Gene Ontology annotation, molecular function: dopamine receptor binding. The transcript is spliced from 13 exons. The record is from RefSeq and is a predicted model, not a curated record. Bases 99 to 2609 code for a protein of 836 amino acids. NCBI's taxonomy places the organism in Eukaryota, Metazoa, Mollusca, Gastropoda, Patellidae.